Caenorhabditis briggsae is the source of this 537-nucleotide messenger RNA. The record is from RefSeq and is a predicted model, not a curated record. The coding region runs from base 1 to 537 and encodes 178 amino acids. The transcript is spliced from 4 exons. NCBI's taxonomy places the organism in Eukaryota, Metazoa, Nematoda, Chromadorea, Rhabditida, Rhabditidae.
AUGGACAUAAUGUUCGCGAUUAUCAAGCGAAAGCUGAGCAGAAGUAUAAAUAGUGUUGAUGAGAACAUGAAUGAAACAAAAUCCAGCACAUCAUCGUAUCUCAAAAGAAAGACAUCGGUGGCGAAGGACACGGUUCCGGUGAAAAAAGGCAAAGAAUUAGUGCUUGCAAUGCCAUCCACAUCCAAGGCAUUUCCACCGGAGUUCAACAGGAUGGGGAUCAAGGAGCCGAUAGAAAUCGAUUAUUCCCGAAUUCCAAAAGGUUUCAAACUUGGAGAGCUUGCUGGGUACAAAUUUGCGGGAAUUGUCCAAGCCAACCUCUACGAUAAGUAUGAAAUCCAAAUCUACUGUCGGCUCUUCGAACACUUUGCCUGGUACCCAUUCUACAUAUUUCCUGAAGAAUGCUACGUUUCUGCUCAUGAUCUUGCUGUCUCACAAAUCGAAUAUUACCGGCUAUCCCCAUACGAAAAGCUUCGAAUGUCUCUUUCACGACCUAAUAGUACUCCUGACGAAGACGAAGAAUGCUUAAAAUACUCUUAA